AUGCACUUUCUCGCAGCUGCAGCUGUUCUUCUUGGUGUUGCAUCCUUUGCCUCUGCCGCACCAACACCUCCCAGACUCGGUCGCCACAAGGGACUACCAGAUGGAAUGCCCAAUCCGAGUCCCAGUGAGCUUGAGCAGAUCCAGUUGCGAGCUCAUGGAGCACUGCCAAACACGCCUCCUCCACCCAGCAUCAGCAAUGAAGGAAUCACCAAUCUGAAGCUGAUUGCAUUCAACGAGCUUUUUGAGGUGGCCUUUUUCAGUGAGCUCAUUGCAAACAUCAGCAAAAACGUGGAAGGUUAUCGCUUCUCAAGCGCGGACGGCCGUGACUUUGUUCUGGAAGCAUUGCAAGCCAUUCUAGCUCAAGAGGAGCUGCAUGCGAUCAGCGCCAACAACGGUCUGGUUCAUUUCAAUGUCAAGCCGAUCGAGCCAUGCCAGUACCGCUUCCCUGUUCAUAACUUUGAUUCAGCUAUUGUGCUUGCUUCCACUUUCACCGAUCUCGUCCUGGGCACUUUGCAGGACGUCGUCGAGCGCUUUGCCAUUGGCAGAGACUUUGAUCUGGCUCGUGAGAUUGCCUCGGUCAUCGGCCAAGAGGGAGAGCAACAGGGCUGGUACCGGGUAAUGCAGGGCAAGAUCCCCAGUGAGCUACCAUUCUUGACGACGAGCGACCUAAAUUUUGCCUUCACGGCCAUCCAAAGCUUCACCGUUCCGGGUAGCUGUCCCAGCCUCGACGAAAUCCCGCUGCGAACCUUCGAGCCGCUAAACAUCACCGCGCCACCAGGCCCGCACACGCAAAACAUUCGAUUCUCAUUUGGAGAUCCCAACCACGAAGCAGACCACCAGCUGUGGCUGACCUACAUCAACCAGCUCAAUCUGCCCAUCGUGGAGCCACUCCGGGUGGUUACUCGCAAGGGUGAUACAGUCAUCGCAGAGGCUCUCUUCCCAUACGAAGAACAUGAGAUGAAUGGCCUGACCAUCGCGGCGGUGACCAGGACCAAAGGACCGUUUGGGAAUGCAUACACUGUGGCCAAGUGGACACUCGCUGGACCUGGCCUUAUCAUUGUCAACUGA
Molecule: messenger RNA, 1068 nt
Organism: Penicillium alfredii
Lineage: Eukaryota; Fungi; Ascomycota; Eurotiomycetes; Eurotiales; Aspergillaceae
Product: putative sexual development protein (LsdA)
Exons: 2
Coding region: 1-1068 (355 amino acids)
Source: RefSeq, a predicted model, not a curated record